Molecule: messenger RNA, 2392 nt
Organism: Erinaceus europaeus (western European hedgehog)
Lineage: Eukaryota; Metazoa; Chordata; Mammalia; Eulipotyphla; Erinaceidae
Product: beta-lactoglobulin-1A/1C
Exons: 6
Coding region: 7-675 (222 amino acids)
Molecular function (GO): small molecule binding
Source: RefSeq, a predicted model, not a curated record
UGGGAAAUGACCUGGAAUACUCCUCAGGGUUGGAUAGCCAGCAGGUCCAGGCAGCUGCAUGGAUCCCAGGCCACUGCAUUCAUAGCAAAACUCCACAGUCCGGCGCCUGUACCUGCUAUCAUGGUCCUGUGGAGAGGGCUACUUCUGCUGCUGGCUCUUGGCCUGGGCCUGGUGGGGGCCCAGAAGACUCUAGAAGAAGUGCCAGUACAGCUAGACUUUGAUGCACAGAAGGUGGAGGGACGCUGGCUGACCAUGCAGCUGGCUGCCAGCCAAGCAGGCCUGAUAUCCCCAGGGGACCCCCUGAAGCUGGCUCUCCAUUCCAUCUGGACCCGAGGCCGAAAUCUGGAGUUCAUCUUGUUCUGGAUAGGAGAGGGGGUAUGCUCCAAAGUGAACCUCACACUCCAGCCUACCCAGAUCCAAGGCCAGUACCAAGGCCCCGUGGAGGGGGACAGCAGUGUGCACGUGCGCUUUGUCAGCACCGACUACAACAGCCUCAUCCUCUACAUCCGCUUCAAGGAGAGUGGCGAGCUCACCAGCCUGUGGGCACUGCUGGCGAGAAGAAUGCAGGAGGACCCCAGAUGGCUGAAGGAAUACCUAGGGUAUGUCCAGAAAUUCCAGUUGCAGAAGGCCCCAGUCUUCAAUCUCGAUGCUCACUGUCCCCCACCUGAAGCUUAGGGACUACCCCAAGACUGUCUGCCUAUCACCCUCACCAAAUAUCCCUCCCAUCCUCUAGUCACCCAGGAACCUUCUGAGCUCCUCUGCCACCUGCUAAGCCCCUCCAGCUUGGAACCCUGCCCUCUCAGACUGAGAAUGACAGGUCCUGCCAGCCACAAGCCCCACAGCCUGGCCUGAGGACUGGCGAGAACUCAGCAGGAGGGGGGCAGGCUGUGGAAUUGUGGGGGGCUAUGUAGCCACCCCAAGCCUUAGGGAGCUGGCCAUGCAGGGGUGUGGCCUGUGCCCAUCUGGACUCCUCUCUGCUCCCCAAGAACCAAAGCAGCUUGUCCUAUCCAGGUUAGGGGGCACUGAAUAGCUGCAACCCAGCCCUGUGCCCCAGAAGAGACAAGUAAACACAGGAUGAGGAAGGUGCCACCCUUCCCUGAGAGUCAAGGACCUGCUGGGGCAGUCAGAGGUCCAUCUCUGCAGAAACUGGGUCACCCACUGGCAAGGCUGAUUCCCAGAAAAUGGAGUCAGAGCCUUCCUUGGCUCUGCAAAUGCCAGAGACAGGAAUGACUGGGUCCUGUCCCCAGGAAUAUACCCUGGCAAGGCAGGGUCUCAUGAGCCUCAGCAAGGCAACUCCAUGGGCCCAGCAGGAUGUCAAGGGCAGAGUGAAUCAAGCCUGAGAAGCUCUCUUAAAGGCAGCUGUGACAAGGACUAAGAGCACAGCGCUGUCAGGGACCAAGCAAACCCAGUAAGGAAGGCAGAGUGGCCUGUGUAACUACAGGACAAGCUUGCCCACUUCACAAGAAACCUCUGGAACUCAUACGGGAUUUUUGUCUUCAAAUUCUGGCUUUGGGAGGAUGGAAAAGUGAAAAGGACUUUGACACAGGAUCUUCCCGCAUGGUCUUUUGUUGUUGCUGGGGUUUCAUCACUCUGGGUUGACUGGAGUUUCAGAUAAAGAAACAGAGGCAGAAAUAGACAUCACAGCACUUAAAUUUCCUCCAGUAUGUGGUGUCUGAGUUCAAAUCUGGGUCAUGAACAUGGCAAAGCAGGAGUGCUACUCAGAGGAGCUGUCUUACCAGCCUUUCCCACACAGUCUACAAUGUCAUGGCCAAGUAACAAUUCUCCUAAACAUGCCAAACAAUUCAUUCAGUGUUCUAGUGGGCUAUUUUUUCUAAAUUGUGAACCAGAAAUCUAUAAUCACACAAAGGAACAAAAGAUCUGAAACAUCUUACAGAAAAGAUGAAUAUAAAUUGAUCUGUGAUUCUAAAACAGUCUAUCUGAAAUUGAAAAGUUGAGAAUUAUGUCUCCAGGGGAACUGGGUAGGGGCAUACCCAGUAGAGUAGUCAAGGACCUAGCUUGAGGACUCAGGUUAGAUCACAAGUGGUGGAGCAGCACUGCAGGUGUCUGUCUUUCUCCCUUCUUCCCCCACCCCUAUUUUUCUCCAUUUCUAUAAGAAAAAAGGAAAGAGAAAGGGAAGAAAAUGGUCUUCAAGAGUGGUGAAGUCAUUGUGUAUGUCAAUAAGCUGGGUGCCAAAAACAGUGAAUUAGUUAUUUAAAAAUUGUGUGGCUCCAGGUCCUGAACAUAUUAGCAGAAGAGGAACCACUAGGGGGUUGAAUUAUCCUGUGGAAAACUGAGAAAUGUUACACAUAUACAAACUACUGUAUCUUACUGUUGUCUGUAAACCAUUAAUUCCCCAAUAAAGAAAAAAAAAUUGUGUGGCUUACAAGUAGGG